Stylophora pistillata is the source of this 2551-nucleotide messenger RNA. RefSeq lists its product as uncharacterized. The record is from RefSeq and is a predicted model, not a curated record. Lineage: Eukaryota; Metazoa; Cnidaria; Anthozoa; Scleractinia; Pocilloporidae.
CUUCGUCAUCUACAGAAUAUCGCCGGCUCCAAUAAACGGCGUCAGCUAAGGAUUUCACCGUUUACCGUUCACCUCUCGAGAACUCUUCUGAACAUCGGUAAAAUACACACAAAAUAAUUUUCCUGCCAAGUGACAUAAAAAUGCCUGUUAAACCUGUUGGAGAGAAAAUCCACUCAUGUUUUGUUUACAUUCUGUCAUCCGGUACACAUGCAAUUGGUUGACCUAAAGGGCGGGAAAGCAGUGUCAUAGUACAUUAGAGUAGAACACUAUCCCGCGACUCUUUUUCCAGCUAACCAACACAGUAGAGCGAAUAACAGUCACAAUUUUGAUGAGCCAAUAUGUAUAUAGAAAGAGCUGAAAAUGAUUACGGGUCUCACACGGCCCUCGCUCCUGCUCAAGAAAAUUAUUACUCGACGAUCAGAAAAGGGAAAGAUUUUCUGAAUAUUACGGCCCUCACGAUGAGUAGCAGCAGUCUGUAUGGCCCUGCCGACAACAGCAAGUCCAGGGCGGAGGAUUUCCGCUUGGAACCGAUGUACAUCGACGUGCUUGAGAGAUCCACUCCCAAGAAGUCUUCACGCAAGAUUAAAUGCUUUGUUGCAUGGAUGAUAAUGUUAACAUUGAUGUCACUAGCCUCAAUGGCGUUCACAGGAUUUAUCUUUUACAAUUCUAUUAUAAGCAAUGGCAAAGCCAGGCCGCAUGACGAAAGUUCAAAGACACACACGAACGGUGAAACGUUUCCGGCCGGAGUUAAACCCUCAAGAAGUCCACUACAAGAUGAAGUCAUGGACAAAAUCAGUCUACUGUCUCGAAAUGUGACGUUUCUACUAAAGAAGCUGGAAACCAUCAGCAAAAUACCGGGACCGAUAGGCCCACAAGGAUCCACUGGACCUCAAGGUCCUCGAGGCUUCAAUGGCACUAAUGGUAGGAACGGAGCACGUGGUGUACCCGGGUCACCUGGACUUCCGGGAAAACCAGGAUCCAACGGAACUCGGGGUUUUAACGGAACAAGAGGUCCACAAGGCUCCCCAGGUGUUUCAGGUUUGCCAGGUCCAAGGGGGGAUGGAAACCUCAGCUCUUGUGUUCAUAAGAAGAAAGAGGUAAAUGGGUCGCCUGGAAACCACUCUAUUUAUGACGUGGACGCAAGGGACGUAGUGGGGAAGAAAAUUAUCAGUGCCGUUUGUUCAUCAAACGAUGCCCUCAACUAUGUUCUUUCAAGCAAUGAGAUAAGCGAAGGAUACUUUUACCAAUGCAGAUGCACAGGAUCACGAAACACUGGUGUGAAAAUAAUGACAUGCCGAAUUGAUUACUGGAUAUGUGACCUUUGAUGUUUUACCAUAUACGUAAUUAUUAGCUGGACAAAAUAAUGACUUGAAAUACGCUUUUUUUUCUUCUAAAAAUUUGCUUCAUCUAGGAUCAGGUAAUAAUAAUUUAAAGCUGCUUUGUUUCACUAGUCAAAAUCCAUGACAUGCAUGCACAAAGAUGCUGGUUAGUAGAAGUAUUUCUUUUCUGAACGAAGCCCAAACCUCUAGGUAGAUUCAAUGAUCAUCGAUUGCAUCUUGUUGACUAAAAAAAUCAUUUUCCUGAGCUAAGAGGAUGGGACUUUUUUCAACAAAAUAUCGGUAAACUUCACUUUUUUUAAGAGUGUUAGAACGUUUCUUUCGCGUCUUUCAAAAAUCGCUCACAAACUUAACUUAUCUUGAUAAACGAAAGUUUUCUCUUUGAGAGAGUUUGUCUAAAGGACAUGUUUAUGACCAAUGCGUCCUAACUUCACUGGACGCAAUUAAAGGGCCUAAACAAGAAAAUCCUUAACAGUUCAGCACGAGCAAUGUUAUCACUUAAGGUAUUUCAAACCGUCAGUUCGACAAAAUAACAAUUUGAUUAUUGUACAAAUAUUGGUUUUAAAAUUACAAGUAGCAUGUUAAGAAUAAUUAUGUUAGGUAGGUAGUGUUAUUACACUUCAAAAUCACAGCUGUAUAUAAAAAAAAGAAAAUUUUUUUGUUAGCACUAUAUCGCGGGAAAAAUUGGAUUCUCCAAUCCCUUCACAUAGCAUGAGAGUGGACAUGAAAAAAAAAAUGUUUGCUGUUUUUACAGCAGGUUAAUAUUUGUAUAUAAAACAUAUUUGUUCAGCUUACAACCGGUUGCGAAAGGCAAUUGAAUUACUGAUAUUUGCUCCCCUGCGUACUUUGUAAAUUAAAAUGCCAGGUUGCCUUCUUCGAUUAGAACUUUUGAUACAGUCGACUCUGUAGUAUAACCGACCUCUAAAAUUCUUUAGGCACUUACACGUAUAACCUAAAUAAGCAACUGGAUUCUCUGAGAUACGAACAUCUAUAGAUUUGCAAUUAGAUUAGAACUCUGAAUUACAUGUAUUUGAAAAUUGCACAACUAAAUUUGGUUAAUGAAACCAAAUGGGUUAAGGAUUUAUUUAUCGAAUAAUUUUAUAAUCAUGCUUUAGUGCACUAUGAAAAUUAAUGUAAAUAAAGUAUAGAUCUGUUCUUAGGAGUUUUUAAAACUGUCAAUCGUGCAUUUUGCUAAAUGUAAAUAUUCAUUUCUU